Messenger RNA from Dendronephthya gigantea, 1687 nucleotides. RefSeq lists its product as uncharacterized. Lineage: Eukaryota; Metazoa; Cnidaria; Anthozoa; Malacalcyonacea; Nephtheidae. The coding region runs from base 311 to 1687 and encodes 458 amino acids. The transcript has a single exon. The record is from RefSeq and is a predicted model, not a curated record.
UGUCUAUGAUUGUCUGAAAAAAAAUUACCAUCAAUUUUCACACAUUUUCUCAUUUUCGCCUGCGAAAAAAGAGUCAAAAAUUCAUUUUUUUGCUAUCUUAUGUCUAUAUUAGAGUAAUAAGGUUAGAAAUAUUCAUACAGAGCAGUCGCUUCCGGUUUGUCAUAUCCGCACGAAACGUUCACGUGAAGCUUGUUGUUGUGACAUUUUCCUGCAGUUGUAACAUAUACUUAUGCAUCCACAGACGAUGGUAAAAGAAUACACGUAUUAUAUCUAUCUAUAAAUAUAUAUUAAUACAAAUAUAUACUCCGGAAUGGCGUCAGCGUCGACUAAAGCAGUUGAUCAGGGAAAUUCAGACAAAUAUGACGAGGCAAGUCCGGAUGUCAGUGGCGUACCGUCAUCUGCUACUCGAAGUGUAUACCUAGUGACUUACAGUCAGCCAAAUUUAGAAAAAUUUCCUCUUCGAAGCGACUUUGCUAAGGCGAUCAUUGCCUCGUUCACCCAAGGUUCUGCCCGAGUGCUUCAUUGGUGCUGUAGUCUUGAAAACCAUAGAGACGGUGGGAAACAUUAUCACAUGGCGCUGAAACUCAACAAAAUACAGAGAUGGCUACCUUCCAAAAGAUAUAUGUUACAACAAUUUGGUGCCAGCGUUCACUAUUCAAGUAUCCACCAUGAUUACUAUAGCGCAUGGCUCUAUGUUGCUAAGAGUGAUGAAGGAUAUGAGGAGAGUGAUGGGCACCCAGAUCUAGCAAAUGCUAAUGUGCCGAAAACCACCAAAGCAAGCAUUGCAAAGAAAAACGUUAGAGGCAAAGUGGGUGUAAAAACUAGCACUAAAGAGAAGACGAAAGCAAAGCGAGUAGGAAAGACGAAAAAAAAACGUCUAACGCCAUUGGAUGUGUCAAAUAUCAUUCUGAUCAAGAACAUAAAGACAGAAACUGAACUUCUCGCCCUUGCACAAGAACAGCGAGAACAGGGGAAAACAGAUCUGGCGGGGUUUAUUCUAAAUAGGUCGCCGAAGGUGGUAGCGAACAUACUCAAUAGGACGUGGCAAAUGAAAGGUGCGGAAGAUAAAAUUGCGAGAUCAAAAAAAAGUCGAAUGGAUCUUCUUCAAGAGGCUUCAAACUCAGAUUGUGUUGCCGGGUGCAACGGUGAUUGGUUGCGGUGUGCGAAUGAAGUUUUGCAAAAUAAUGGCAUAAAUAUAUCGUGCUUUGCCGAAUCAGUACGAGAAAGCCUAACCAAUGGUCGCAAAAAACACCGCAAUGUGAUGCUCGUUGGCCCGGCUAAUUGCGGAAAGACUUUUCUCCUUAAACCCCUAAUGGUGGUGUACCAUGCGUUUUGCAAUCCAGCUACUGGAAGUUUUGCAUGGGUUGGCAUACAGGAUGCCAAAUGCAUAUUCCUUAAUGAUUUUCGGUGGAGCCCUCAAGUUAUACCAUGGCACGACUUCUUGUUAAUGUUAGAGGGAGAGGUUGUUCACCUACCAGCUCCAAAAACUCAUUUUACCCGAGAUAUUGAGUUCGAUAAAGAUACGCCAAUCUUUUGUACGAGCAAACGACCGUUAAUAUUCAUAAAGAAUGGUAUUGUCGACGACCGGGAGACCGAGAUGAUGUCCGUUAGAUGGAAAAUUUUCUACCUUAAUUACGCCAUACCUUUAGAACAACAGCGGCGAGAUCUCCAGCCAACAAGACAAUAA